Gambusia affinis (western mosquitofish) is the source of this 1684-nucleotide messenger RNA. It is a transcript of the gene b3gntl1, whose product is annotated as UDP-GlcNAc:betaGal beta-1,3-N-acetylglucosaminyltransferase-like 1. The record is from RefSeq and is a predicted model, not a curated record. The coding region runs from base 409 to 1542 and encodes 377 amino acids. NCBI's taxonomy places the organism in Eukaryota, Metazoa, Chordata, Actinopteri, Cyprinodontiformes, Poeciliidae. The transcript is spliced from 12 exons.
CACCCUUUCAGAAAACUGGCAGCGAAAAGAACCAAUCCAGUGUCUGUCCGUGUUUUGUAACAGCCAAUCAGCGUCCUGAAUGUACUGCAUACGGAAGUUGCUACGUUUCACACUACUCAGUUCAAUUUGAAGCUUUCCGCGUUGAAAAAUGCCCCAAUAAUUAUCACUAAAAUCACCAGGGCAGGUUUUAUUAAUUCCGUUUUCUGGAAUAAAUACAUGUAACAUUGCUAGCUGUGAUAAAAUUGCAGCUUAAUGACAGUAUUAUUCACGUGUUAGCCUCAUGGCUGACUCCUUGACCGUAAGUAGCAUGUACUUCAUGUCAGAUUCAAGCAGCUAAGUUGAAGCUAGGCGACCACUGAAAGGGGCGCUGGUAGUGGGGACUUGCGGCAGCGGGGCAGGGAGUUCGGGAUGGAGCCGAAUCCAGCAAAGCGGCUCCGGACGCCGGAGGAAGAGGGAGGAGAAGUGAGAGAAAACGGAGGAGGAGAGCAGCCAGAGAGGAGGAAGACGGCUGAUGUGAGUAUCAUCAUGCCGGUGCACAACGCAUCAUGUUGGCUGGAGGAGUGUCUGCAGGCCAUAAUGCACCAAGACUUCACCGGCUCCAUGGAGCUCUCCGUGUUUGAUGAUGCAAGCACAGAUGACUCCAGGAAAGUGCUGGAGGGCUGGAGGGAGAGGAUGGAGGAUCGGGGAAUCUCAGUGGUGAUCUCAGGUCACGGAUCUUCCCAACCCGGUGGAGUGGGAUUUGCAAAAAAUAAGGCAGUGACUCAGAGUAGUGGACGGUACUUGUGCUUUCAGGAUGCGGAUGACAUUAUGUUGCCCCAGAGAGUCCGUUUGCAGUAUGAAACAUCUAUCCUCCAUCCAAACUCUCUGAUUGGCUGUAGAGUCCAGCGGCUGCCGGAGGGAUCUACGGAGCGAUACGCUCGCUGGAUCAACUCACUGACUCAGGAUCAGCUCCUCACUCAGGCAUACACCUCCCAUGGGCCCACGGUUGUCAUGCCAACAUGGUUCUGCUCAAGGAAAUUGUUCAUGAAAGUCGGAUUGUUUGACGAAGGAGGCAAGGGAGUCCCAGAGGAUCUGCUCUUCUUCUACCAGUUCCUUCGUCAGGGAGGCUCUCCGCUCAGGGUGGACCAGCGCCUGCUGGUUUAUCGGUACCACGAGGCGGCUGCUACUCAUUCUGUGACCGAGGAGACUAUCUGGAAGCUGCGCGUUGACUUUCUGCAGGAGAGAGUUCUCAGCCAGUGGGAAAGCUUCACCAUCUGGAACGCCGGGAAGCAGGGGAGGAAGCUCUACCGAAGCCUGAGCCUGAUCAGUCAGAAGAAGGUCAAAGCGUUCUGCGAUGUGGAUGAAAACAAAAUUCAGAAGCGAUUCUACACACAUGAGGAAUCCAAGGAAAGACCAAAGCCUACGGUCCCCAUCCUGCACUACAAAGAGGCCACGGGCCCCUUCAUUAUCUGCGUUAAACUGGACAUGACAGGAGGCGUCCUGGAGGAAAACCUCCGCUCUUUGCAACUGAAGGAAGGAACAGAUUACUACCAUUUCAACUGACGGCUGCAGGAGACCACAGGAGCCCCGCAGGUUAAACAGACAGAGGAAUGCAGAAGACUGAUUUAUGAAAACAUAAACACAAACUCGGAGAUAGAGUGUUUAUAACAGGGAGGUGAAGUGAAAGCAGCAGCACUGGAUUAAA